Molecule: messenger RNA, 375 nt
Organism: Eutrema salsugineum
Lineage: Eukaryota; Viridiplantae; Streptophyta; Magnoliopsida; Brassicales; Brassicaceae
Exons: 2
Coding region: 1-375 (124 amino acids)
Source: RefSeq, a predicted model, not a curated record
AUGGUCACUAACAACUUUAAAAGAAACGGCGAGAAGUUAGACGAGGUGAGAAUCAUGGAGAAAGUCCUUAGAUCGUUGGAUUCAAAAUUUGAGCAUAUUGUCACCGUCAUUGAAGAGACAAAAGAUUUAGAGACUAUGACAAUGGAGCAACUUCUUGGUCUUAGGAGAAAAGAAGAAGAAGGAAGACAUCACAGAGCAAUUGAAGAGAAGUCUAACUAUGUUGAAGAAAUAAGCCAAGAAGAUGAUAUGUUAUUGAUGGCUUACAAGAAAGAUGAACAAGAAGAGGUUCACAAGUGGUACCUUGAUAGUGGUGCGAGCAAUCAUAUGUGCGGAAAAAGAAGCAUGUUCGUAGAGCUUGAUGAAUCGGUGAAAUGA